AUGACAAUUGAUAAAGAUUUUUUAUUAAAAUUUACUCAUAUUGAUGAACAAGAUGAAUAUAAACGAAAUGAUUCAAUACAAAUUGGUUUUGAACAAGAACUUAAAUCUAUAACAGUAUGUACUGGUGAUUCAGCUAGAUUUGAAGCUAAAAUACGUUUAAUAUCAAUAUCAUCAUAUAAAACAAUUGAUCGAUCAUUAUUACAUAUAGAAUGGCGUUUAAAUGAUAUAUGUAUUAAAAAUGAUAAUAAUUUUAAAUAUCAAUUUGGUUCUAUACCAGAAGAAAA
Messenger RNA from Rotaria sordida, 284 nucleotides. The record is from the annotation of a GenBank genome assembly. NCBI's taxonomy places the organism in Eukaryota, Metazoa, Rotifera, Eurotatoria, Philodinida, Philodinidae.